This is a messenger RNA of Frieseomelitta varia, 4814 nucleotides long. RefSeq names its product calcium uniporter protein, mitochondrial (gene MCU). Gene Ontology annotation, biological process: calcium import into the mitochondrion; mitochondrial calcium ion homeostasis. The coding region runs from base 622 to 1926 and encodes 434 amino acids. Gene Ontology annotation, cellular component: uniplex complex; mitochondrial inner membrane. The record is from RefSeq and is a predicted model, not a curated record. NCBI's taxonomy places the organism in Eukaryota, Metazoa, Arthropoda, Insecta, Hymenoptera, Apidae. Gene Ontology annotation, molecular function: uniporter activity; calcium channel activity. The transcript is spliced from 9 exons.
UUAUGUCUAUUUUUUCAGUUCCAUUAAAAUCUGCGUAAUAGUAGUAACUGUAGUUGAAAUCGUCAUCAGACAUACCCUCGGUUACUAUCGAUUAAUCGAAAGUAUGGACAGCGUGAAAUGAACUAUCGAUAACAUCCACAAUGGCUACCGAAAUCAUCACUGUGUUGUUAUAUUUAUUACAUAUUAAGUUUCGUAUCAUUUAAUAAUACGCUUCGUGUGACCGUAGAAAUUUAAUACAACGAGAAUCAAAUACGGAAUCUGAUAAAGAAUUUUUUAAUUGGAAAAUAAAGGAACGAAAUGCGCGGAACAGCGAUUCAAAUAUUCAAUAUAUGCCGCGCGGAUGAAUACACGGAGCAGCGAUUGGUCGGAAGUUAGCAAACCAAUGGCAAACGACAAAGCGCGUUUCGCGCAUGUCACGUUAUUGGCCGCCGCAAGGUCUGGGUCUCAGGCCGCAGGGACGAGCCGGCAAGCGAUGCCGCCCGAUCGUCGUAGGUAGUCGUUUGAAGUCGUCGGUUGCUCGUGUUCUCAGUGUUUAGUGUUUAGUGACUCGUGAAAAAGAACGGUUUCGAGUUACUGGUUCGCGUGGUGCUCCGUUUUUCGCGGGAGAAACGUAAGAAAAGGAUGGCUACGGUAUGCUGUCGCGCUCUGUGCGUCGUCAAAUGGUAUGAGGUGUCCCGCGUGCUGAGUGUUUCCUCCACCCUGAUCACAACAAAAAGCUACCGAAACGAAACAUGGUGCAAAAGGUGGUGGCACAUUUCGCAGAGGAACGUUUCCUCGACAAAGUCUUACUUCCCACCGAGUUUAAGUCCGAUCCUAGCGAAAGGAAUGGAAGACUCGUCGAAGGAAAAGAAAGCAACAAAAUCAACGAAACCAACGAAGAAUGGCAAAGAGGAUAAAAGUUUGACUUCCGAGGAUACGGAGGCCGCUGCCGCAGAUGUAGUCGUGUCGUAUCAUCGGGGAUUACCGAGGAUCACGGUGCCACUGCCAUCCAGGAAGGAGCAGUGCGUGUUUACCCUGAAACCAAUCACGCACACGGUAGGAGACCUUAUUCAGAUGCUGAAGAAGGAAGAUCGUGGCAUCGAUCGGGCAACCGUGACAACCACCGACGGCAUCAGGAUAGGUUCCAACAACACGAUCGAGUCGUUAAUGGAAAACGAUUUUCGACUGGUGAUAAACGACAUGGAGUACUUAGUGACGCCGCCACUGCACCACAAGCACACGAUGGAGAAUUUAGAGUCAUUGUCGGACGUCCGAAUGAUAAUCGGUCAGCUGUACGAGACACUGCAGGUUCGAGAGCACUAUGCCACCAUGGAAAAGCAAGUAUUGGCAGAGUUAGAGGCGGUCAGAUUGGAACUGGAACCUCUCGAACAGAAGCUGCGAGAGUUAGAUGCCACCGCGGAAAGGAAGGCGAAUAUGUUCAUUUGGGUGUGUCUUGUCCUAAUGUCGAUUCAAUUCAGCGGCCUAGCCAGACUAACUUGGUGGGAAUACUCGUGGGACAUCAUGGAACCGGUUACAUAUUUCGUCAACUAUGGCACCACGAUGGCCUUGUUCGUCUACUUCGUCCUAACGAGACAGGAAUACAUGCUGCCAGACGUGAUGAACAGGCGACAGCUGGUCUCACUUCACAAGAGAGCAAAGAAGGUUGGCUUCGAUCUGAAUCAGUACAACGCCCUGAAGGACCGUGCCUACGAAUUGGAAACCACGCUGAAGAUCAUUCGCGGACCAUUGUACGAACACAAGAACCGUAUCGAACGACAGAAGAGGGAGAGGUCAAGUUCGAGUUCCUCAAGUUCAAGAUCACCGAGUUCCUCACCUAGUCCUAGUCCUAGUCCGGAAAGGACUCUCCCUAAGAGAGGAAUCUUUCCGCAGAAAGACACGUCGAAGAAACCGGUUCCUCCGACGGACAAAGAGACGAGAGAUUAUUGAUCGAGCAAGCUUCAAAGGAGUGGGAUCCCUUUGAUGUAUAAAUGUUAACGUUGAAAUCUCUUGGGGGGGAAAGAAGAAAAUUGUACUCAGGGCGAGAUCACCGAAUGACGCGCUUGUAACAUAAGAGAAGCAAAUAACAUAACGAGAGAAAGGGAAACGAUUAAGUUUCUUGUCAGUGUGGAAAAAGCUUGCAGACGUUCGACGUUCUUCGGCGGAGUCUUCCAAGUCGUACGACGACCCUCCUAAUCAACGAGUAUGUGUAUAAUAUAUUUGCCCGACGCUCAAUGUUGUUGACCGAUGUGCAUUUGGAAGACGUCGAUGAAAGAAAAUGUAUAUAUCAAACAGUUUUCUACUAGUACGAUUAUCAUUGACUAACAAAACUCGUUCGAAGAGACUCGACACGUUUCACAAGAAGAAACUGGUAUGAUAGAUCGAGAUGGAGGUUUCUUCGUGCAAUGUUUUAUGCCCGACUGUAGUGACUGCGGUGGAAAGAAAUGUUUGUCUCAUUUUCUCUCCUCGACUGUACAAAACCUUCGUGAUAAGUAUUUAAUUUAAAUGUAAUUCGAAAUUGGACUCUUAACGUUGAAUUUACCAUAGUUUGAUGACAAAGAGGAUCAUUAAAUUGAACAUCCUACUUCUAAGGAAUUAUCCUGUAUAUACGUUGAAUAUUUUUAGUUAUAAUUCACUUACGAUUGUUCGCGCAAAUACUGUUUAAGAGAAACUCGACGAUCAAGGCUCAAAGACUUUUAAUUUAGAAACUGACUUUUCCGUCGCCGUGUAACGUUAUUUUUUCUACAAGAGGAUAUAUCGACAGCGAUGUUGUCAAUGUAAAUAUGUAUUUCUCUCGUUCUUUUUUUUUUUUUUUUCUUUAACUUGUACUUUGAUCAACGAAUGAAAUUUUAUUGCAAUGGACGUGGUACAGCGUACUUAAACUUCGUUUCGAUUGACGUUUUUCACUCACUGCUUGAAGAAAGAGACAAUGUACUUAUCUGAUAGUAUACUAUUAAUGGAAUUGAUCGUUUUCAAUUCUGCUGUUUUAUAUUCUUUCUAAUUGAUAUUAAGUAUCGUUUCGUUCGGAAACGUAGAAAAUUUCAUUCUUAUUCAAGGACUUCUUAUCUAAAUACUUCAAUUCGCGCGUUGCUUGUGAAAUUACGGAUUUGACCGACUCGCUUCGUCGCCGUUCAUAGUAGGAUUUUAACAUUCGACACUUACUUCGCUGAAUCUUUUAUUCUUACCAAAGUAAUGGUAACACAAUCAAAAGUUGAGGGUUUUUGCGCACCGGUACAAAUACAUCUUCGGCAUGUCUGUAAUAUUAUAUAAAGCUAAAAAGAUAUUGUACGGUUAACACUGUUAUUACUACCGUCACGCUUUAAAGUAUCGUUCACGAAAGUAUCUUAUAUAGGAUUAACAUAAAUUACUAUUUCUAGGAAACUGUUUAAAAAACUUUCUCUCGCUUUCCUAAAAGAAAAAAGAAUCCCUUAUCCGUCCGCUCAAAUAGCUCACCAGUGCGUAUUCAAUGACAAUUGCGCCGGUACAUUUCGUUUUGAAAUUAUCGUGUAUGUUCUUACACGCACUAGUAUUAAAUAUUUUUCAUUUUUCAACAAAACCAUCUCGAGUUGUAAUUUCAAACUAGCGAAAGAUUUUAAACAAUUAAGAAACACGCGUUUCAAAAUUCCGCGCUAGAAACUGUAACUACGGUGGUUCACGAAAAUAUUUUAACAUUUUUUAGUUCUUGUUCAUUCUCAAGCUGAUUCUAAACGGUUAAUUGUGAUAGAUGUAAUUAUAACAGCCGAGUCUCGUUAACAUUGUUAACAAAAGUUCAAAGCGUUUCGUACUGAUUGACGUGAUUCGCAGAAGGUAUUCCUGUCGAAUUGUUGAGAUACUUUCAUGGACCACUGUAUAUUUUCAUGUUCUACAAUUGUUACGUUGCGACACUGCGUGUAACAUAGAUGUUUACUGUACACUUCUGCAUGUAUAUCGGCGACUACCACUAAUUAGCGGCGAACUGUAGAGAAAGCGCAUUCAACAAUAUAGUAUACUGAUAGUCACUAGACCGCUAGCGAGUUAAAAUAGUUUGUUAUCGUACACGUGAUUAAAACACGAUAUCAGAGCACUUCUUCCCGAGCACAGGAAUUGAAAAUCCUCGCUUCUGCGAUUUUGUUUGAACUCAAUUUAAACUUAGAUUGCUCCCCCCUCGAUCAUUACUUUAAAGUUGUCCAGUGCCAACGUUCAAAUCGUUAUUUCUACCGUUCGCAUCGAGGUGAUUCAACAAUUUUUGUAAAUCGAUUCGAGAUCGAAUAAUCAGCAGACGAUUACACAACAGGAUGUCUCGACGUUCAAAGUAUCGCGAGUGAUAAUUAUAAUUACAAGCGUCGCUUUUUUUCCUAAAUCGUAUUCCCCGAAAGGAAAAGAAAUCUCUUCUUUCUGACAUAUUUUUUACGAUCUUUAAGGAAGAUUUCAUAUACAACUUUUUGUACAUACGUAGAAGAUACGGUACACGCAAAUCUACGUAUUAUUUUGCGAACGUUCUUGUUGCGCCGUUUACUCCUUACUGAGCUUAAUAAAAGAAAUGCCUAACUCUUUGAUGAUCGAUAAGAGAGAACGAAAAAAAAUACAAAGCUGUACCUCUUCUGGAUAUUCGGUAUAAUACUCGCCACUUGAAUAUAAAAUUAUUGUACAAUUGUUACUUGAAACACUCGUGCACGCCGAUCGAAAUUUUUCUUCUUCUGAUACGAGAAUUCAUUUAAGAAUCUCAACAAUCAUACGACUAUGAACAAAAGUGUUCUUUCAAUCGCGAAUCGUCAUUAUUAAUUGAUAAUGCUAAUUACUAAUGACGCUGUACACUGUAAUUCUACAUAGAGUAUAAACUAUCGACGUUUUUAAAUCGA